Molecule: messenger RNA, 1589 nt
Organism: Porites evermanni
Lineage: Eukaryota; Metazoa; Cnidaria; Anthozoa; Scleractinia; Poritidae
Source: the annotation of a GenBank genome assembly
GUUAUCACAGUUGUCACUGUCGUGACAGGUGUCGCCGUUGUCACUGUGUUCAUGGUUGUCACUGUUGUCACAGUUUUCACUGUUGUCACGGUUCUUACUGUUGUCACAGUUGUCACUGUUAUUACAGGUGUCACCGUUGUCAUGGUUGUCAGUGUUGUCACAGUUGUCACUGUUGUCACAAUUGUCACAGUUGUGACAGUUGUCACCGUUGUCACCAUUGUCACCGUUGUCAUGGUUGUCACUGUUGUCACCGUUGUCACUGUUGUCACGGUUGUCACAGUUGUCACAGUUGUCACUAUUGUCACAGGUGUCACCAUUGUCACUGUUGUCAUGUUUGUCAUUGUUGUCGCGGUUGUCACUGUUGUCACAGUUUUCACUGUUGUCACGGUUCUUCCUUUUGCCACAGUUUUCACGGUUGUCACUGUUGUCACAGGUGUCACUGUCGUCACUGUUGUCACUGUUCUCACGGUUGUCACAGUUGUCACCGUUGUCACUGUUGUCUAGGUUGUCCCUGUUGUCACAGUUGUCACUGUUGUCACUGUUAUUAUACUUGUCACUUUUGUCACUGUUCUGUGUUGUCACUGUUGUCACCGUUUUCACUGUUGUAAGUAUUGUCACAGUUGUCACUGUUGUCGCACUUGUCACAGUUGUCACCGUUGUCACUGUUGUCACUCAUGUCAUGGUUGUCACUGUUUUCACCGUUGUCGCUGUUGUUACAGUUUUCACUGUUGUCACUGUUGCCAUGUUUGUCACUGUUGUCACGGUUGUCACGUUUGUCACUAUUGUCACUGUUGUCAUGGUUCCUACUGUUGCCACAGUUGUCACGGUUGUCACUGUUGUCACAGGUGUCACUGUUGUCACUUUUGUCAUGGUUGUCACUGUUGUCACAGAUGUCACUGUUGUCACGGUUGUCAUAGUUGUCACUGUUGUCACUGUUGUCGCUUUUCUCACUUUUGUCACAGUUCUCACUGUUGUCAUGGUUGUCACUUUUGGCUCGGUCGUCACCGUUGUCACAGUUGUGACUGUUGUCACGGUUCUCACUGUUGUCACAGUUCUCACAGUUGACAGUGAUGUCAUGGUUGUCACCCUUGUUAAUGUCGUCACUGUUUUAACUGUUAUCGUUGUUGUCAUUGUUGUCACGGUUGUCACUGUUGUCAUGUUUGGCAUUUUUGUCCCAGUUGUCACUGUUGUUACUGUUGUCACUGUUGUCACUGUUACUGAUGUGACAGUUCUCACUUUUGUUACCAUUAUCAGUGUUGUCACCGUUUUCACUGUUGUCACUGUUAUCAUACUUGUCACUUUUGUUACGGUUGUCUGUGUUGUCAUUGUUGCCACCGUUUUCACUGUUGUCAUAGUUGUCACAGUUGUCGCACUUGUCACAGUUGUCACCGUUGUCACUGUUGUCACUGAUGUCAUGGUUGUCACUGUUGUCACGGUUCUUACUGUUGCCACAGUUGUCAUGGUUGUCAUUGUUGUCACAGGUGUUACCGUUGUCACUGUUGCCACAGUUGUCAUGGUUGUCAUUGUUGUCACAGUUGUCACCGUUGUCACCGUUGUCACUGUUGUCAUGGUUUUCACUGUUGUCACGG